Messenger RNA from Equus quagga, 1264 nucleotides. RefSeq names its product nucleoporin 37 (gene NUP37). Gene Ontology annotation, molecular function: protein binding. The transcript has 10 exons. The coding region runs from base 134 to 1114 and encodes 326 amino acids. NCBI's taxonomy places the organism in Eukaryota, Metazoa, Chordata, Mammalia, Perissodactyla, Equidae. Gene Ontology annotation, cellular component: nuclear pore outer ring. The record is from RefSeq and is a predicted model, not a curated record.
CGGCGCACCCCCGCGGCAGUCCCCCAGCAGAGACCAGCUGCCUCCUGGCUGCUUCCCGGCGUCCUCUGUUUCGUGACCUUGUCCAGUAGAAGGCUAUUUAAUUUUUACAACUGCUCCAGUCUUGACAUUCAAGAUGAAGCAAGAUGCCACAAGAAAUGCUGCCUACACUGUUGAUUGUGAAGAUUAUGUGCAUGUGGUAGAAUUUAAUCCUUUUGAGAGUGGAGAUUCAGGAAACCUAAUUGCCUAUGGUGGCAAUAAUUACGUGGUUGUUGGCACGUGUACAUUUCAGGAGGAAGAAGCAGACAUUGAAGGAAUUCAGUAUAAAACACUACGGACGUUUCACCAUGGAGUCAGGGUGGAUGGCAUAGCUUGGAGCCCAGAGACUAGACUUGAUUCAUUGCCUCCAGUAAUCAAAUUUUGUACUUCAGCUGCUGAUUUGAAAAUUAGAUUAUUUACUUCAGAUCUUCAAGAUAAAAAUGAAUACAAGGUUUUAGAGGGCCAUUCAGACUUCAUUAAUAGUUUGGUGUUUGAUCCCAAAGAAGGCCAAGAAAUUGCAAGUGUGAGUGAUGAUCAUACCUGCAGGAUUUGGAACUUGGAAGGAAUACAGAUAGCUCAUUUCGUUCUCCAUUCCCCUGGGAUGAGUGUGUGCUGGCAUCCUGAGGAAACGUUUAAGCUGAUGGUUGCAGAGAAGAAUGGAACAAUCCGGUUUUAUGAUCUUUUGGCCCAACAGGCUAUUUUAUCUCUUGAAUCAGAACAGAUGCCGUUAAUGUCCGCACACUGGUGCUUAAAAAACACCUUCAGAGUUGGAGCUGUUGCCGGGAAUGAUUGGUUAAUUUGGGAUAUUACUCGGUCCAGUUACCCUCAAGAUAAGAGACCUGUGCACAUGGAUCGAGCCUGCUUAUUCAGGUGGUCCACAAUUAAUGAGAAUUUGUUUGCAACCACUGGUUAUCCUGGCAAAAUGGCAAGCCAGUUUCAAAUCCAUCAUUUAGGACACCCUCAGCCCAUCCUCAUUGGUUCUGUAGCCGUUGGAUCUGGCCUUUCCUGGCAUAGAACUCUGCCACUAUGUGCAAUUGGAGGAGACCACAAGCUGUUGUUUUGGGUGACUGAAAUGUAAGAUAAAUUUUUUGUGUACCUUAGAUCCAUAAAUUUUGUAUUUUUAGUACAUAUUUUGGAGAAUUCCUUAUUUUUAUAUCAAAAAUGUGGUAAACUCUAGAAAUGUCCCAGUUGUUGCUUUUGUUAAAUAAAAUGAUGAUUUGAAAAAUUA